Molecule: messenger RNA, 5594 nt
Organism: Meriones unguiculatus (Mongolian gerbil)
Lineage: Eukaryota; Metazoa; Chordata; Mammalia; Rodentia; Muridae
Gene: Bbs12
Product: Bardet-Biedl syndrome 12
Exons: 3
Coding region: 3223-5349 (708 amino acids)
Biological process (GO): chaperone-mediated protein complex assembly; photoreceptor cell maintenance
Molecular function (GO): ATP binding
Source: RefSeq, a predicted model, not a curated record
AUUCUAGAUUCUAACAUCUAGACCUUGAUUAGGAAACCCCAGUCUUGAAAAGUGACUCCUGCUAAUCCAGCAAGAUAGUAAAGCUGUACACAUUUUAAACUACCAGAUUUAUCCAGUGCAUUCUACUGUCAUACACUGUGACAGCUACUGGUGAACCUGAAAGAGAGUAAAAAGUAAAUAUUUGAUUUUUUUUUUCAGUUGAUCAUUUAGUUAUGUUUUCAUUUUUUUUUUCAGAGAUAAUUCCAAUUAUCAUUUGAAGGAGGAGCCCCCUUUAAAAGCAGUUAAAGGGCCCCAACUAAGGGAUCCAAAGGCACUUGGAAGAGGAAUCCUAACAGUGACAUCUGUUUGCUCCUUCAAUGUACUCAAAUUUGGGAUAAAGAGCCACUUAAAUAUUUAUUGAAUGCCUGGGCUAAGAUGUCAGGCAGUAUUCUAGGUUCUUGGGAUAUCUCAGUGGCUGAAAUCAUCACGUGGAAAAUACACUUCAAUAGAAAAUGAUGGCCUGUACAUAUUAUAAUACAUGUACUGUGCUCAGUUUGUAAAGUAUGAGAGGAUAAAAAGAAAGAGCAGAUUAAAAGUAUCUAGCAUAUGGAAGCCCUGGAAAGGAAACUCGGGAAAGGUUUUAAAGAUGUUCUAAGGUAGUAGAUGUCUUGGAGUGUGCAUUACAGAAAGAGGAACGCUUAGAAAUAUUGAGGUAGGGAACAUGCCUUGUGUAUUUUAAAAGCGCAAAGGAGCCCUGAGCAAAGCAGACUAGACAGUCAGGAAGGAAGAAGUGUGGGUGUGAGUGCUGGGACACGGCCUUUAUCUGAGUGAGUUAGAGAGACUGUAAGAUUCUGAGCCUAGAAGUGAGAGGGUGUGGCUCACUUUUAUAGGAACUUCCUGUGCCAGACAAAGGAGCAAAGACUAUUUUCUGAGAGGCCUCUAAGCAGUAGAGUGUUGUGGUUAGAUUAUGGUGUUAGGAAUAGACUGGAAGUGACCAAACUUGGUUCUGAUGAGGAAAAUCCUAGUUAUACCCAUCAAGAAAUACAGAGGUUUUAAACAUAACUCCUGAAAAGCUUGUCUGAGUGUUCAAACUUGAAUAUUUAGCCAAAAUGAGAUAUGAUCAAAACUUCUGAAAUCAGCACCCCAUUUAAAUAAUCUGUCUCUGUGCUCCCAUUGCAGAUAGAAAGUUAAGGACACGGUAAUCUAACAAGUAACGAAACUGACCUGAUUGUGGAAAGGCAUUAGUGCCAGGCACAGCACAACAAAGUCAGGUUGUGUUAGUGCACUGCCAAGAACAGCUACAGAGGUAGCUAAUCACUUUUGAAAUUACCCAUUUUCCCAUCUUCUUCACUGUCAUUGCCUUUUCAUACCCAACCUAUUAGAAAUUGAGGCAUUCUUAUUUUAAGUUUGUAUUAGUGAUAGCUAAUUGCAGCCUCUUCAAAAUCAUUUAGUACUUGUUCCCACAUUAGGGAUGCUAAGACAAAUUUUCAGUUAUUACUCAAACUUGAAAUAGAUUCUUCAAAUGCUAAAAGAUCUCUUUUGAGUAUUAAUUUUUAUAUCUCUCGUGUAUGACUUUAUAGAAUGUUGAAAUACAUCCUUUUUUGUCUUUUGUACCAUAAUUCAAUACAGACUGAAUAUGAAAUACCUAUGAGUUAUUCCUGUUGUUUUAGGUUGUUUUCCACACAGUAUAUCUUCUAAUUUAAUCAUAAUUUGGAAAGGAGAGCAUAAGCAAAACUGAACACCAACUCCCCCACCCCCGCCCACAUAGGCAAGUUAGGGGUUUCAGUAAGGCUUAGAACAAGCCAGAGGAUUUGAAAGAGGGAAAUGAAGAUUCUAAAGAAGAGAGGCCAAGUUACUGUCACACUGGGUGGAAGUGAAGCAAAAUGUUAAUUCAGUAAUUAAUAGCAUAAACUCGGGUGGUAGUUACUUGGGGUUUUACCCUUUUACUUAAUAAUUAGGACAUUUUGUGCAUGUUACUCAGUUAUCAUGCUUAGUUUUCAAAAAACAGGUUAAUUGUUUUAGUACCGACCUUAUAUUUUUGUUGUGGUUUCAUUUGUAAUAUAUGGCAAAUGUCUUAUAUAAGGUAAACUCUCAAAUUUUGUUAGUAAUGAAAAAAAAGCCACACUUUUAAACUUGUCCUUUCAAAAAGAUUUUUUUCAGUUAGAUAUUUAUGAAAAGAGAAAUAGAUCACUGUCUCCAAUAUCAGCUUAUGGCAAAUUACAAAUAUAAAUGUAAAGAAAGAAACAUUUAAAACACAAAUUUCCUGUCAUCAAACUUAACAGAAAGUUCCAGUGUUUAUAGCAGUAUGGUAUUAGCACAAAAUGAUUACUUUGUCCAAUGCAGUUGAACUGAAAGCCCAGAAAUAAACCUAUGUAUGUAUAACAGGUUCAUUUUUGAUAAAGGCACUAAGAACAUGCAAGAAUAGUUCUUUAAGCAGGUGGUACCAAGACAGCUGGAUAGCCACAUAUAAAAGAACCUUUGCCUCACACCAUAUGUAAAAAUUAGCCCCACAUCAAUCAGUAAGCUAAUAAUGUAUAGAAUUCUGAAAAAAACAUAUGUAUGAUCUUGGAUUUGAUAAUGAAUUCUUAAUAUACCACCAAGAACAUGACAAACCUCGAUCAAUAGAGUCUUUCAGAGGCCCUCUGGUAGGCUCCUCUCCUGUUCCCUGUCAUCUCCUGCUUACAAUGUCUAUUGUGUUUGUCCUUCCGAAUGAGAAUUAAGCAUCUUCCCUAGGGUAUUCCUUGUUGUUUAGCUUCUUUAGGACUACAGAUUUUAGUAUGUUUAUCGUAUAUUAUAUGGCUGAUAUCCACUUAUGAGUGAGUAUAUACCAUGUGUGUCUUUCUGCUUCUGGGUUACCUCACUCAGGAUGAUCUUUGCUAGUUCCCACCAUUUGCCUACAUAUUUCAUGAUUUCCUUUUUUGUAAUAGCUGAAUAGUCUUCCAUUGUGUAAAUGUACCACAAUUUCUGUAUCUAUUCCUUGGUUGUUUCCAGAUUCUGGCUAUUACGAAUAGAGCUGCUACAGCCUGUGAAAGACUCCAUUGAUCAAGUGCGAAGAUGUCACAUCCCUUGAAAUUGGCAUUACAGACUGUUGUGAGCUGCGAUGUGGGUGCUAGGAAUUGAACCUGGGUCCUUGGAAGAGCAGACAGUGCUCUUAACCACUGAGCCAUCUCUCCAGCCCCUAUAAAGAAUUCUUACAACUCAACAACACAAACCUUUAAAAAUAUACUCUUAAGAUAAUUAUUCAUGGUGAUGGCCUACAGGGUUAUAAACAAAAGAAGGCAUGUGGGACUUCAACAACUUUCAUCAUUGGCACAAACAGGAAGAAGUUUCCUAGGUCCAGUAAAAGCCACCAAGUUUAUUACAGAUGCAGAGUGUCAUGAAAGUGUGUUAAUCAGCUCGACAGUAAGGCUCCUGGAAGGUUUGGAUUUAACCUGUGCCACAGUGGGGUACCUUCUCAACGAAGCAAUUGAAGCACAAAACAGCAUAUACAGAAGUGGAACCAGCACUCUUCUGUUUCUUGUUGGUGCAUGGAGCAGCGCUAUUGAAGAUUGUCUCCAUCUGGGUAUUCCCACUACAGUCAUAGUGUCGGUUAUGUCGGAAGGCUUGAACUCUUGCAUUGAAGCAGUAGUUUCCCUUCAAGUACCUAUAUACAAUAUAUUUGACCAUAUGGACAGCAUAAGUACAGGUUACAAACUUGAAACAGUUGAUGUCAGUUUAUGUCCUUUUCUACAAGUCCCUUCAGGUCCUGGGUCUUUACAGAAAAAACAUGAUUUCAAAGAUGCUACAUCACAGUUACUGUCCACUCACAGUCUUUCUGGGAGACCUGUUAAAUCACCCAAAUUUUUCAAACCUAGGGCUAAGGUUGAAACAGAUAAAAGCACACCACAAGCUCUGAAAAACAGUUUACACAAAGAUUCCUUCAGGAAGUCAGUACUAACUCACAGUAGGCAUUUUAAUAGGACAGACAAUAGCCACUGUUUAAGCAGACCUGAUGGGUUUCUAGACCAACAUGGAUCCGCUCUCCAGAUUUUUAGAUGUAGUGAUUUGGUGGAGUUAGCAGUUGGGUUGAGCCAUGGAGAUCACAGCAGCAUGACACUGGCCGAAGCAGCAGUGCGGCUGCAGUGGCAGAGUAUGUGCCUGCAGCAAGCCAGCUGUAUGGCAGCAUUUAUGUUUGAUAUUUCAAGACUCCUCACUUGCUGUCUCCCAGGCUUACCUGAAGCUUACUCUUGUGUUUGUCUCGGAUAUGUCACUGCUGUACCCAUGUCUAGUAUUACCCUGGUCAAGGAAUUGCAGGAUCAGCCUUUCCGGAUGAUUCUCAUUGAGGGUGACCUCACAGAGAGUUACCGCCAUGCAGGAUUUAAUAAGUCUGUAAAUAUUAAGACCAAGUUAGAUACUGGGGAGCUUCCAGGAGAUAGCGCAGAGGAACUGUGGACAAACCAGGUGUUACAGGUGUUAAUCAAGUUCAAUGUGAACCUCAUCUUGGUACAAGGAAAUGUAUCUGAACACUUAACUGAAAAGUGUAUGCACAGUAAGCGGCUAGUCAUUGGGUCAGUGAAUGGCAAUGUGUUGCAAGCGUUUGCAGAGGCUACAAGAGCAGUGCCAGUAUCCUAUGUUACACAAGUGAAGGAAGACUGUGUGGCCAGUGGGGUGUCUGUGACCCUCUGGACAAGUCCUCAUGAUAUAAGCAAGAACAACAGAAUGACAAUCUUGGUAUCAGCAGAGGGAAUUAACUUGAUUACAGCAGUACUCACUAGCCCAGCAAGUGCUCAGAUGGAAACCAAGGAAGACAGGUUCUGGUCUUGUGUAUAUCGUUUAUAUCAUGCCCUAAAAGAGAAGAAGGUCUUCCUUGGAGGUGGUGCUGUUGAAUAUUUAUGUCUUAGUCAUCUUCAAAUGCUUGCUGAGCAAUCUUUCAAUAAAGGAAACAGCACUUGUUUUGGAUGGCUUCCUGAUUCUUCCUCUUGGAUGGCCUCAUCUCUUUCAGUCUACAGACCUACUGUGCUGAAGUGCCUGGCAAGUGGGUGGCAUGGAUUUUUGUCAACUGUCAUGUGUAACACUGCCACUCACCCAUCAGCAGUGGAAGCCAGCACAUUCAUUCAACAUCAUGUUCAAAAUGCCACCAACUCUGGCUCUCCUUCAUCUUAUAUCUUGAGUGAAUAUAGUAAACUAAGUAGUGGACUUUUUCAUUCAGAGAUUUCAGAUAACCUGGAGCUGGUUCCAAGAGUUUAUGAUACUGUUACGCCAAAGAUUGAAGCAUGGCGCAGAGCAUUGGAUUUAGUGCUCUUAGUGCUUCAGACAGACAGUGAAAUAAUUACUGGACUUGAACACACACAAAUGAAUUCACAGGAAUUAGAUGGAGUUUUAUUUUUGUAGAGUUAUCUAAACAUUUGAUAAAUAAGUUGUCAUAUUAAAUUUUAAGGUGUAUGUGUAUUUGUGUGUACAUACACAUGAAUGCGGGUACCUGAGUAGGCCAGGAGGGCAUCGGGUCCCCUGGAGCUAUAAUUAUAGGUGAUUGUAAUCCACCCAGCACAGGUCCUGGGAUACCAGCUGUGCAAGAGCAGCAAACACUCUUAACCUUUGAGCCAUUUCUCCAGACUAAAUAAAAUUGUAUGGUCAAA